ACAGUUUUAGAAACUUCUGAGUGUUUUCUAUCCAAUACUAAUAAUAAUAUGCAUAUUGUGAAGCUGAGUAGGCGGCAGUUAACUCUGGGCACGCUAUUCGUCCAAAGUGAAAAUGCUGCCCCCUAUCCCAAAUACGUUUUUUAAACAUAGUGGCGGGUCAAUUUUGACCCUAAAGACAACACAAAGGUUAAAAUAACAAAGACAAUAAAUGUUUUUGUCAAGUUCCUUAAAUGUGCUGUGAAUGUUCCUAAGUCAAGCAAGUAUCCUGCACCAAUCCCAGAAUGUUGUGGGAAGGCUGUAUGCUAAAUAAGCAUAGGAUAACCAUGCUCUCACAAAGCCCUAAGAAACAUAGUUCCCAGAACGUUAUGUGCUAGCUGGGGGUACUCCAAACUAUCCAGACACUGCAUUAGAAAUUAGGAAAUGCGGUAUAUAUACGCUUCAGAAUAAACUUAUGAAGCCUACAAACUGUUAUAAUAAUCAACAUGUUCUGCUGUCUAGCUGUGUGUGUGUGUGUGUGUGUGUGUGUGUGUGUGUGUGUGUGUGUGUGUGUGUGUGUGUGUGUGUGUGUGUGUGUGUGUGUGUGUGUGUGUGUGUGUGUGUGUGUGUGUGUGUGUGUGUGUGUGUGUGUGUGUUAAAAGGUCACUUCUCUGAGCGCUCUCAUUAUAUCGUUAUGUCAGGGAGAUGUACUAGUGAAGGGAAAUGGCUUGCAGCAAAAACAUAAACAAGAGAACUUCUCAUGGGAAGAAAAGCUGAAGUAGAUUCACUGGUGCUGCAGAUAAACGUUGUGCUCAUCCAUCUCUCCCUGCCAUCCUAAGCCACAAACACUACUUGUAGCUUAGUGGACCAAAGGGCUUAAGGAAUUUCUCAGGAAUGUUCUUGUCUAUGCAUUAUUAACUAUAGAAGAGCUUCUCAGCUAGUACAUAACAUUCUGACAAAAUACUUUAUUUAUUGGUAUUUCAUUACAUUAACAGAAAGUUUCCUAAAAAUUCAAACAUUGUUACAUUUAAUAACAAUUUUGGGAACGCUCUCAGGCUGGUUUGACAUUGGGAAUGUUCUCAAAUAGUUCAGAGAACAUUAGGAAACAGUGUUCUUCUAUGGGAAUUUCAGCAUUUCAGCAUAACCUUUCCUACAGGUUUCCUCUUGGUUCUAUCAACUUGUUCCAAGAACAUUAAUAAACCUUCCAUCAAAACCACAAUAAAACUUUAGUAACUUUCAGAUAACAUUCUAACAUGUAGGCCAAUUUUCUAUUCUCAGCAUCAGCAAAACUCUCUCUAUCCUCGAUCCUGUUAAGUAUGUUCAGGGGAGUUGGGCGCGCCCACUAGUUUGCCACACCUGACCUUAAUAAGUGUUUGUUUCCUUUGAAAUGGGGUCUGUUUGAAUAGACUAAAACGAACAGCUUUGUAUGCUUAAAAAAACAUGGUAUGAUAGCUCCAUCCUGGUGGCAUAGGAGACGUAUUCCAUGGAUAAAAACAGAAGGUUAAAAACAUGGUAUGAUAGCUCCAUCCUGGUGGCAUAGGAGACUUAUUCCAUGGAUAAAAACAGAAGGUUAAAAACAUGGUAUGAUAGCUCCAUCCUGGUGGCAUAGUAGACUUAUUCCAUGGAUAAAAACAGAAGGUUAAAAACAUGGUAUGAUAGCUCCAUCCUGGUGGCAUAGGAGACUUAUUCCAUGGAUAAAAACAGAAGGUUAAAGGUUGGAAUCUCACUGAUGCUGUGUCUUGUCACAAAAAAAACUAAAUGUUUGCGUGAUAAAUGGCUAAGGAAAUACAUUUCCAUGUGUCCUAUCUGUGCUUCAAUAAAGUUAACCCCAAAUAAGCUAACAGUGGUUUUGAAAGUUUUAAGGAAGUUAUAAAAAAAUGUCUAAAUAACCUCAGGGCAUUAAUAAAACCUAAGACGUUCUCAGAACCUCCCUGCAACCUAAAAAUAAGCAUUCCCUGUGGAUGCAACAUUUUCACUUCUUUUCUCAUAAUGUUUAAAAAACGUUACAUUUUACUGUUCAGGAAACUUAUGGAUUUGUUCCCACAACCAAUGUGAAACCAAAAACAUACGUUCCCACAACUUCCAAGAAACCAAAUGUGUUAGCGGGGUUGCGAUGCUAUAAACAAACAAAGUGAAGAUAGACGCGAUUCCAAUUCAAAGUGGACACACCAAUGUAAAUAUUUACCUCAUACAAUCUUGAGUUCCUCAUUGUAAUGAUGAUUAAUUGGGAUGAACAAGAAAGGAAAGGUCACCUGGUAAAAAGUGUUGACUGAAACGGCUUUGUUCAAAACAGUGUUUUGGUCUUCUCUUUAGGCAUACCCAUAAACAGUGCAUUCGGAAAGUAUUCAGACCCCUUGACUUUUUCCAUAUUUUGCUACGUUACAGCCUUGUUCUAAAAUGUUUAGGCUCUGUUCUGUGGUGCUAACUUUACCAAAAGGCCUCAACUGACAGGUUCUGCUAUCCUCCUGAGGGAACUCCACUCUGACCAUGAGGGACCGUCUGGAGGAGCUGCGUCAGAGGGCCCAGGAGUUCCGGGAGGCAAGAAACAAGGCAGAUGAAACCCCAUUCCCUGAGGAAGACGCUGACCCAGAUGACCCAGUGUGGGUUAGUGUCGCCACCCCGCAGCAGGCUGUGGUGUUUGAGGAGGAACCAGUCCUGGACAACUUCCUGUCCGAGGCUCAGCAUAUCCGCGGUGACAUCACUGAGCUCGAAACCGAGGUGAAGAAGUUUAGCCAGCAUCAAAGGAGCCUGGUGGCAGCCAUGCGUCGUUUCAGUGUGAUGAAGAAGGAGAGCAGUGUAACGACGGACAUCAAGCUGCAGGCAGAGAGCAUCCACAGACGGCUGGACGCCCUCUUCAAGAAGGCACAGAGUUUAGAAGGCCUGCAGGGACUGGCUACAGCCACUACACGCAUCCAACGCUCCCAACACGCAGCGCUACACAGACAAUUCCAGCAGGUAAUGCGUUUGUACAACGACUCCAUUCUCAAUAAACAGGAGCGGUGUAAACACUUCAUCAUCCGUCAGCUGGAGGUGUCUGGUCGCGACGUCACCGAGGAGGAAGUGGACCAAAUGGUUUCUGCGGGGAAGUGGGAGGUGUUUAACCAGAACCUCCUCCACAAUGAACGCAUCACACGCUCUAAGCUGUCUGAGAUCGAGCAGAGACACAAGGAGCUGGUGAAUCUGGAGAGCAACAUGAAAGAGCUGAGAGAUCUGUUCAUGGAUGUCUUUAUUUUGGUGGAGGAGCAGGGAGACUACAUAGACCACAUCCAGACCAGCGUAGAGAAGACACAGGACUAUGUCACCGUCAGUAACGAGAAGUUUAAAAUGGCUGCCAGGUACAAGAAAAAUAACCCUUUGAGGAGGCUGUGCUGCUGUUGCUGCCCCUGGAGGUGAUGCACAUAGAGGAGAGACUGGAGACUGGAGAUGCCCCUGGAGGUUUUUCAGAUGGGGAGAGGAAGAGUUCUGGAGAGUCUGCAGGUGGCAUUUCACUUAUAAGAAUCUUCAGAGGAGACCGCGUGAAUCAGGCCUUCGUAGUCGAAUUGCUGCAAAGAAAACACUACUAAAGAACACCAAUGAGAAUGAGAGACCUGCUUGUGCCAAGAAACACGAGCAAUGGACAUUAGACCGGUAGCAAUCUG
This is a messenger RNA of Oncorhynchus mykiss (rainbow trout), 3614 nucleotides long. NCBI's taxonomy places the organism in Eukaryota, Metazoa, Chordata, Actinopteri, Salmoniformes, Salmonidae. The record is from RefSeq and is a predicted model, not a curated record.